Oncorhynchus gorbuscha (pink salmon) is the source of this 3377-nucleotide messenger RNA. RefSeq names its product zinc finger protein 184-like. Lineage: Eukaryota; Metazoa; Chordata; Actinopteri; Salmoniformes; Salmonidae. Gene Ontology annotation, molecular function: DNA-binding transcription factor activity; RNA polymerase II cis-regulatory region sequence-specific DNA binding. The transcript has 4 exons. Gene Ontology annotation, biological process: regulation of transcription by RNA polymerase II. The record is from RefSeq and is a predicted model, not a curated record. Bases 1 to 3255 code for a protein of 1084 amino acids.
AUGAAGAAGAGCAAACAGUCAAUGAAGAAGAAGAGCAAACAGUCAAAGAAGAAGAAGCAGGGGGAGCAAACAGUCAAAGAAGAAGAGUCAAAGAAGAAGAGCAGUCAAAGGAAGAGCAGGGGGAGCAAACAGUCAAAGAAGAAGAGCAGGGGGAGCAAACAGUCAAUGAGAAGAAGAGCAGGGGGAGCAAACAGUCAAAAGAAGAGCAGGGGGAGCAAACAGUCAAAAGAAGAAGAGCAGGGGAGCAAACAGUCAAAGAAGAAGAGCAGGGGGAGCAAACAGUCAAAGAAGAAGAAGAGCAGGGGGAGCAAACAGUCAAAGAAGAAGAGCAGGGGGAGCAAACAGUCAAAGAAGAAGAAGAGCAGGGGGAGCAAACAGUCAAAGAAGAAGAAGAGCAGGGGGAGCAAACAGUCAAAGAAGAAGAGCAGGGGGAGCAAACAGUCAAAGAAGAAGAAGCAGGGGGAGCAAACAGUCAAAGAAGAAGAGCAGGUGGAGCAGCCAAAGAAGAGAAGGGGGAGCAAACAGUCAAAGAAGAAGAAGGGGGAGAGAGCAUUCGAAGAAGAAGAGGAGAACAGGAAUGCGUCUGCUCCAGAUCUAGAGGAAGAGGAGGAAGUAGAUAGUAUCCCUGACCCAGGAGAGAGCUCCCAUCCAGUUCCAGACAGCGAUCCCAGUGCCACAGCAUCAGGAAACCAUAAACGCAGGCAGAGGAACUCAAGACAGAAACAUCAUAACAGCAUGGACUGCUUCACUGGUUUCUAUGAACCAGAGGAGUUGAAGAGGCACACUUGUAGGCCCCACCCCUGUUCAGAUUGCAGAGGCAGUUUUAUUUGUCCAGUUCACUUCAAAUCACACCAACAAACUCUCAAAAUAAAGAAAAUGUACCCGUGCACUCAUUGUGAGAAGAGUUUUCAGACCCCAAGCAGCUUGAAGACUCACCAGCUUAAUCACACGGGAAAGAUGUCGUACCACUGCUUUCAGUGUGGGAAGAGGUUCUGUCGUGUAGACACCUUAAAGGCUCACAAGAGAAUACACACAGGAGAGAAGCCUUUUCACUGUUCUCAGUGUGGGAAGAGCUUCAGUGAUAUAGGAAAUCGAAAUAAACACCAGAGAAUACACACAGGAGAGAAGACUUACCACUGCUCUGAGUGUGGGAAAAGUUUCAAUCAGUUAUCACAUUUAAAACCACACCAGCUAACUCACACAAGUGAGAAGCCUUUUCACUGCUCUCAGUGUGGGAAGGGUUUCAGUCUGUCAUCAUAUCUGAAGAAGCACCAGGUAAUGCACACAGAAGAGAAACCAUACAGCUGUGAUCAUUGUGGGAAGAGUUUUAAAUUGGAAGGAAUCCUUAAGCGUCAUCAGAGAAUACACAGUGGAGAGAAGACUUACCACUGCUCAGAGUGUGGGAAGUGUUUCAGUGUGUCAUCAUAUCUGAAGAGACACCAGCUAACUCACACAGGAUUAAAGUCACACCACACAGGAAUAAAGUCACAACACUGUUCCCACUGUGGGAAGAGCUUCAGUAAGAAAGCUGACCUAAAGAAACAUCAGAGAACACACACAGGGGAGAAGCCUUUCCACUGCUCCCAAUGUGGGAAGAGCUUUAAUGAGAAAGGAAAUCUAAAGCAACACCAGAGAAAACACUCUGGAGAGAAGCCUUGCCACUGCUCCCAAUGUGGAAAAAGCUUCAGUUGGGUAAUAGACCUAAAGAAACAUCAGAAAGUACACAAAGAGGAGAAGCCUUUCCACUGCUCCCAAUGUGGGAAGAGCUUCAAUGAGAAAGGAAAUCUAAAGCAACACCAGAGAAGACACUCAGGAGAGAAACCGUACAGCUGUGAUCAGUGUGGGAAUUGUUUUAAAUGGAAACAAAGCCUGAAGGAACAUCAGAAGGCAAAGCACAGUGCAGUGCCAGACCAUGGCCUUAUAAUUAUGUUGCCAAGCUGGGCAUCUACAUCUGAGACAGCAGUCGAGGUGGAGGAGGAAAGAGCAGUCAAAGAGGAGGUGGAGGAGAGAGCAGUCAAAGAGGAGGUGGAGGAGGAGAGAGCUGUCAAUGAAGAAGAGGAGAACAGGGAAGUGUCUGCUCCAGACCUAGAGGACGAAGAGGAGGAAGUAGAUAGUAUCACUAACCCAGGAGAGAUCUCCAACCCAGGUUCAGACAGUGAGCCCAGUUCCACAGCAUCAGGAAACCAUAAACAACACAGACGGAAGAACUCAAGACAGAAACAUCACCACUGCAUGGACUGCUUCACUAGUUUCUAUGAUCCAGAGGAGUUGAGAAGGCACACUUGUAGGCCAAGACCCUGCACAGACUGCAGAGACUGUUUUACUUGUCCAACUCACCCCAAAUCUCCCCAUCAGAUUCACAAAAGAAAGAAGCAUCACCCGUAUGGUCAAUGUGCGGAGAGAUUUCAGACCCCGAGCACUUUGAAGAGGCACCAGCUCAUUCACACAGGAAAGAAGUCGUACCACUGUCGUGUAGACACCGUAAAGGCUCACCAGAGAAUACACACAGGGGAGAAGCCUUUCCACUGCUCCUUGUGUGGGAAGACUUUUUGUUGGUCAAUACAUUUGAAGAGACACCAGAAAAUACAUACAGAAGAUAAGCCUUUCCACUGCUCCCAAUGUGGGAAGAGUUUUAAUCAGUUAUCAAAUUUAACGAAACACCAACAAACUCACACAAGAGAGAAACCUUUUCACUGCUCCCAGUGUGGGAAGAGUUUCAGUCUGUCAUCAUAUCUGAAGAAGCACCAAAUAACUCACACAGAAGAGAAACCGUUCAGCUGUGAUCAUUGUGGGAAGAGUUUUAAAUUGGAAGGAAGCCUUAAGAGUCAUCAGAGAAUGCAUAGUGGAGAGAAGCCCCACCAUUGCUCCCAAUGUGGUAAGAGCUUCGGUCAGGCAGGAGACUUAAAGAGACAUCAGAGAAUACAUAGUGGAGAGAAGCCAUACCACUGCGCUCAAUGUGGAAAAAGCUUCAGUCGGUUAAAUGUCCUAAAGCAACAUCAGAGAGGACACACAGGGGAGAAUCCUUUCCACUGCUCCCAAUGUGGGAAGAGCUUCAGCGAGAAAGGAAAUCUAAAGCAACACCAGAGAAUACACACGGGAGAGAAGCCAUACAGCUGUGAUCAGUGCGGGACUUGUUUUAAAUGGAAAGAAAUGCUGAAAGAACAUCAAGAAGCAAUUCACAGUGCAGUGCCCAACACUGACCUUAUAAUGGAGCUGCCAAGCUGGGCAUCUACAUAUCUGACUAAUAUUGACUGACUGUUUUUGUAAUUAUUCUGUUAAACCUUUUUUUUUACAUGUACAGUGGGGAGAACAAGUAUUUGAUAACCUGCAAAAUCGACAGUGUUUCUUACUUACAAAGCAUGUAGAGGUCUGUAAUU